Messenger RNA from Symbiodinium sp. CCMP2592, 1761 nucleotides. The record is from the annotation of a GenBank genome assembly. Lineage: Eukaryota; Dinophyceae; Suessiales; Symbiodiniaceae.
AUGAUUCAGUUCGUGCCUGUUCAGAUUGGACACAUUUGCGCCUGCUUGUUCAUCUUUGUGAUGCUCAUCCAAUUGACGGUGCAUGCCGUAUUGCUGAUAGGCUUUGAUGGUCCUUCGCAAGUGGAUCCACUGCUGGUGACUGGCAUCGUCGCCUCUGCGUUGGUGUUACAAGCAAUCGUAAUAAUCCCGGUUCUGCAAUGCACUUUGACUGCGAUGCUGAAGGAUCUGUCGCAGCUGCCCAGACAGGUGACCGAGUUUCGGGUGCAGGACUCUGAAUGCACGUGCUGCGCAUUGCAGCAUCGCCACCCUGUGACGCAUGCACCCAUUGCUUGUGACCGAAAGCUCAUCUACAAAUCUCUCCGCGGUACCUUCGGAUCAUCCGCCGGGCAGAUGGAUGAGGAAGCAGCUCUCGAUGCAUUCAACGCCUACGUGCGUGAGACGCUCGCUCGCUCCGCGCGGAAGCCUGCGGAGGAGGAGGAGCCCGGCGAGCCAGCGGUGAUCGCUAUGCUCGAAAAUCCAGCCGAGGAUGCCUUGCCCCGGGCAGCGGUCGUGGAGAUCUUCGCGCGGCACGACCUCAAAGUCGUAUGGGCCAACGAGGAUCAUGCCUGGCACGACUGCGAGAACGCUACGGUUCUUGUUACGGUGAAGAGGCGUGUGGACGAGUCGAUGCUUGCCACUUUACCGAAGCUGAGACUGGUGGCCGUAGCUUUCACAGGCUAUGACCAUGUGGAUCUGGAGGCAUGCAGGCAGCGAGGUGUGAAUGUGGCCAACGUACCAGGCUACUCCACAGAUGGCGCUGCUGAGCUCUGCUUUGGCCUGAUUUUUGCAUUGCUGCGCCACAUUCCAAUGGCACACCAGCAUGUGCGCUCGGGGAAGUGGUCCUGGCCGCCGGGAAACGAGCUCAGCGGACGACGGCUCGGGAUUGUUGGAACGGGCGAGAUUGGCCUGCGAGUUGCCGAGAUCGGCAAGGCUUUUCGCGUGUCCAAUGUCAUUGGUUAUGACCCCAUCAGGAACGACAAGUUCUCCGCAAUAGGCGGGGAAUACGUUCAGUCCCUGGCGACGAUCUUCCUCCACUCUGAUAUCAUCGUGAUCGCCUGUGCGCUCACGGCGGCCUCCAAGGGGAUGGUCAAUCGAAGGAUGCUGAAGCUCUUGCGCCCCGAUUCCAUCUUGAUCAACUGCGCCAGAGGCGCCAUCAUUGACCAGAAGGCGUUGACGGAAAUGCUGAAGGAAGGCCGCUUCAGAGCUGGUCUCGACGUCUACGAGGGCCUGGAGGGGGAAGAGCUACCGCCGAACCACCCUCUGCGUUCCGCCCUCUGGGAGGUGUUGCGGCGGUGCGCUGAGACACAUGGCAACACCUCCGCUAUGGAGGUGGUGCAGGUGUGGCAGGAGGACUACCAAAGCGCCAGUGGCAGUGAGGACUUUCUCGGCGCUGCAGUUUUCACCCUCGCAGCGGCGUCGCUGCAGGGAAAGACACUCCUGGAGCGUGAGGACAGCAUUAUUGGUGUGGAGAUGUGCAUGGGCCUGGCCGCCCAACACUUGGACGAGGCAGGUCAGCGGCGCCUGCAGCAGACUGUCCUCGAACGAACGCUCAGGCAGGAAGGGCCCUGGUUCGGGUUGUGCUGCGGUAGCCGUUUAGGGUUUAUAGGGUUCAGGGUUGCAGGCAGUGCACCAUACCGGGACACACCUGCUAGAGGCAAAGCUUCGACGUCCAAAGCACGUCGAAUCAACAGAUCCGACAUGCCUCCCAGAGCCUUCGGCUGA